Messenger RNA from Jaculus jaculus (lesser Egyptian jerboa), 3067 nucleotides. RefSeq names its product transcription termination factor 1 (gene Ttf1). The coding region runs from base 166 to 2460 and encodes 764 amino acids. The record is from RefSeq and is a predicted model, not a curated record. Lineage: Eukaryota; Metazoa; Chordata; Mammalia; Rodentia; Dipodidae. The transcript has 12 exons.
GUUGCUAUGGCAGCGUGAUUCGGAGCUUUCCGGAAGUGACGCAGGACACUUCCGUUCCCACAGCAGCAACAUUUCCGGGUUCGAAGACUAGUGGCGACGUUUUCUAGAGAUAAUGUUUAGAAUGAAGAAAUAAACCACUGCUGUCAAUUUGUCCUAAAGGAUAGAAUGGACCGAAAAUCAAGCAAAUUUGAAACCCACACCGCAGCUCUUAACAAAAAAAAGAAACGGUCUUGUACACGUAAGGAAGAAGCCUGCAAACAUGCCCAUGAACAUGUCAGAGCCUCCUGUCUGGCGAGCGACGCCCCUCAAGCAACUAAGCAGGAGAAGAGGAGAAAGCGUUUCCAGCACUUCACUUCCUCUCACACCUUCGAUGGAACUGAGAAAGCCACUUCUACUCACAAAAAGAAUAAAAACCGGAGAGACAGUGUUAAUGUGUGGGGGGUAGAUGAGCACACAAGUGUCGUGCACGUCCUUGUGAAUAAAGAAAACAUUGAGAACCUGCCAAAGAAUUUUAGAAAGAAUGUGGAUGUGGUUUAUGUGGAUAUGAGGCAGGAGCAAAAGGCAGCCAGAGCAGAGGAGCUGCCUGCCGACACUGAGUCCUGUAAACAAGUCCCCGAGUCCCAUAAACAUGUCUCACAAGAACUGCACAGUAAAAUUAGGGACAGAAGGAGUAAAAAGCAUCGGAGGAAAGUUGCAUCCUGGGAUGCCGCACAGGAGAGCCAGCACGGGAGCAUUGCCCCGUCACAGUUACACGUGCAGAAACCCUCGCCUUCCGUGGAGGUAGAAGACAAAGUCCCAGAAUCACCAGCGUCUGCAGGUAAACACAAAUCUAAGAAAAAAAAGAAAAAAGUGUCCAGGAACCAAGAAUUAGAGGCCACACCUGAGAGUCUUGAUGACACAGACCCUGGAAAGGUUAGGACUGGAGGAGAAGACCAUGAGGUACUUAACAGGGCCGAGGGAUCCAGUAUUAUAAAGAAAAAGUCUAAGAAGAGGAAGCGUGCAUCUGUCAGAACCACCACCCCUGGUGAUGACAUUUCAGUGCCUGAUAAUGCUGUAGAGAGUGCACCCUCUCAUACACCCCAAGACCAUGAUAUCUCGGUGGAAGAAGUGUGUCCCAGGCCAAAGAAGGUGAAGACCCAGCACUGUUUGGGAGAGAAGACUACGGAAGAGAUGCAGAGGUUAGAACCUACAAAUGAAGAAGGAAGCAAUUUGGAAUCAGCUAGAGAUUCUGCAGCAAGAUACUUAUCUGAAGAUGGGAGAGAUUCGGAUGAGUCCGAUGUAGAUUUGGGCACAGCAGUGAGGCAGCUGCAAGAGUUUAUCCCUGACAUCAAGGAAAGGGCACCCACCACAAUUAAGCGAAUGUAUCGGGAUGACCUGGGGCGGUUCAAAGAAUUUAAAGCACAAGGUGUUGCUAUUAGAUUUGGCAAGUUUUCUGUCAAGGAAAAUAAGCAGAUAGAGAAAAAUGUGCAAGAAUUCCUGUCCUUGACAGGGAUUGAGAACGCAGACAAGCUGCUUUACACAGACAGAUACCCCGAGGAAAAGUCUGUGAUCACCAACUUAAAACGAAAACACGCAUUCAGAAUACACAUUGGGAAAGGUAUUGCCCGGCCCUGGAAGCUUGUGUAUUAUCGGGCGAAGAAGAUAUUUGAUGUGAAUAAUUACAAAGGCAGGUACAGUGAAGGAGAUACUGAGAAAUUGAAGACAUACCAGUCCCUCCAUGGCAAUGACUGGAAAAAGAUUGGGGCAAUGGUUGCCCGAAGCAGCCUCUCAGUUGCCCUGAAGUUUUCCCAGAUUGGCAGUCAAAUAAACCAUGGUGCUUGGAGUAAGGUGGAAACCCAGAAACUAAUCAAGGCUGUAGAAGAAGUAAUUCUGAAGAAAAUGUCUCCCCAGGAGUUGAAAGAAUUGGAUUCCAAGCUGCAAGAGCAUCCUGAAAGUCGCCAGUCAGUUGUCCGGGAGAAAUUGUACAAGGGCAUAUCAUGGGUUGAAGUGGAAGCCAAAGUGGAGACCAGAAACUGGAUGCAGUGCAAAAGUAAGUGGACAGAAAUCCUGACCAAGAGAAUGACUCACGGUGGGUUUGUGUACCGUGGAGUCACUGCUCUGCAGGCCAAAAUCAGCCUCAUUGAGAGACUGUAUGAAUUAAAUGUGGAAGAUGCUAAUGAAAUCGAUUGGGAAGAUCUUGCUAGUGCCGUAGGUGAUGUUCCUCCAUCUUACGUUCAAACCAAAUUUUAUAAGCUGAAAGCUGCUUGUGUUCCCUUUUGGCAGAAGAAGACUUUCCCAGAGAUUAUUGACUACUUGUAUGAGACCAGUCUUCCUUUGCUUAAAGAAAAGUUAAACAAGAAAAUGGAGAAACAAGGCACACAAGUCCAGGCACCCUCAGCACCUAAACAGGACUUCUUAUUUAAAGAUAUCUUUCACUGUGACGACGACAGUGAGGGAGAAGACAUAGAAGACCACAGCUGAGCAGAGCUCAGAUGUGCGGUCUCAGUAUGGAUAAGUGUCCGAUGGGCAUGUGGAUCUGCUCUUCCCUCAGGCUGGUUUCUGUGACUCUCACUGUACACAUCUCGUCUCUUGAGUAGGCUGCCAGUGGUCAUAAAUCACACCUCUCACAUGAGGUAUCCUCUUGAAGAAAGUCACUGAAUUUACAUGGUAUUGAUCUGGUUGUUUUGUGUUGCUUAUAUAAAAACUGGUCCUUAGGCUUUUUGGAAGAGGCUGAAGGCUCAGAUACAACUCCUCUUGGAGUCUCAAAAACCAUCUGAACUCUGGGCAUGGUAGUGCACGCCUUUAAUCCCAACACUCAAGAGGCAGAGGUAGAAGGAUCGCUGUGAGUUCAAGGCCACCCUGAGACUACUACAUAGUAAAUUCCAGGUCAGCCUAGGCUAGAGUGAGACCCUACCUCAAAAAACCUCCCCCCCAAGAGAAGUGAAAGAUGCAAUCUUUGAUCAGAAAUGCAGAACCACUGUAGAUCUUUCAAAUGAGAGAAUUUACUACAGGGAUUUAGGUAACCAAAAAAAAAAAAAAAUCUAUAAUCCCAACUCAGGAGCCAGAGGCAGUACAGUUUCAGAUUCAA